Molecule: messenger RNA, 3743 nt
Organism: Acaulospora colombiana
Lineage: Eukaryota; Fungi; Glomeromycota; Glomeromycetes; Diversisporales; Acaulosporaceae
Source: the annotation of a GenBank genome assembly
AUGUUAUUUAUAAGACGAGCACCAGUUGGCAACCUUCCAGACACUUCUCCUCUCGCCUAUCUAUUAUGUCCUCUGCGUCGAGACAAGUCUCCAAGCGUCGAGGCCCGAUUUCAUGUGCAGAGUGCAGGCGAGUCUUCUUCUCCGAGCUGUACUACUCUCAGUCUGACGUUAGGGUCCGCUCGCCCUGCUGAUAGGCGACUAAAGAUCAAGUGUGAGUGCCAUUUCCAGGCCACCAGCCACUCCUAUCCUCUGACGAUACUUUAUAGCGACGAGGGUAAGUCCCCGGCCAUUGGCGACCGAACGUCAUAUAGUAAGCCUAACUCGUAUACUCCCCUGUUAGCUGUGCCUCGCUGUGCCCAGACGGCAGUCUCGUCAGUAAAGGAAGCAGGCGUUGCACCGCAGAGUAGAGGGGUCCGUGAGCUCGAAAAGGGUCUAGAAGACGAGAGAGCUUCCCAUUCCCUCGAGCCCCAUCCUCUCCUAAAUGAUUCCCUAUUGUCUAUCGCGGCUCCUCCCACACAAGAAGACCACAAUGCUGAGGCCGAAAACGGGCCCAUUUCCACAUUUGGAACCCUUAUGAUAACCGAUAGUGACGAAGAAGCAGCAGACUUUCAGCCUUCUGUUGAGCAGGAGGUCGAAGAAAGUAUCCUUGAUUUAUGCAAUAAUUUCCCCUUUGGCACCGUCCAAGGCCUUGAUGCCAUCAAAGACAAACUAUACAACUAUCUCCCACAGGAGGAAUCAGAGGCCAUGUUCUUGGUGGAACGAUUUUUCCAGGACGUCGGCUGGCUAUACAACUUUGUUCCUAAGAAGGGGUUGGACGAGAUGGUCCGAAUUUUGUACGAUCCGAGUGCACCGGCCCUCCCUGCCCACCGCCAGCUGGCACGAGCUGCAUUGGGAGCGGAAAGCGUUUUCGGAACCACCGCAACGCUUGCGACGGUACAAGCCUUGUGUUUGUUAUCAAUGUGGUAUCAACUUUUGGAUGACCAACGUGAUCCCGCCAAGAGCUGGGGCUGCCUCGGUCUGACAUUUAAAGUAGCACAGAGUAUAGGGCUCCACCGUGAUGGAAGAACCUGGGGCAUGUCUGAAGAGGACAUUAUGGACAGACGGAGAGUGUUCUGGGAACUUCAGGCCCUCGAUGUCUGGCAAGCCCUUGGAUAUGGGAGACCGCCUUCCAUGAUGCGGCCCCAUUUCGACACUCCACAACCCUUCGAUACCGAAGAGAGCCUCGGCCACCCACCUCAUUUCCAUAGAUGGAAACAUCACUAUACUUCGGAGGGCAUCAUGAACAUCCUGGAUCAAGUUUUGAUCACCAACUCCAAUACCAUUCCGCCGCACUCUAUCGUAUUGAAACUGGAUACAAAGAUCCGAAGUUGUACGAUUCCCGCCAAAAUACAACUCAAGGACGCCGGUGCCCGAAGUCAAGCGGAUGAUAUGCUCUUGCUUCAACACUUUACAUCGAUGGCCGAAGCUAAAUGGUAUUUACAACAGCUGUCCAAGGAGUCGGCUCUUAUGUAUCUGCAUCGAGGAUUCUUUGCUAGAGCGGUUAGAUAUUAUUGUCUUACUGAAGAGUCAAUACUCACCUUUGUAAAGGUAUUUGAUCCUCCACAUGACCCUCUACGACACAAGUUUGCGCACAGCGUAUUGGCCGUGCCAAAUUCUCAAGUGGUUCAAAGAGCUGGUAUACUCCUAUCCCCAUAUCUUGAGUCGAGUAUUCGGUUCGUUCUCUAUCAUCUCCCAAGAUCGCUAGUAACCCUCGGUGGCUUGGUGACUAUGGCCCCUGGAUGCAACCUGGCAGAUCAAGCUCUGCGAGAAUUCGAUGGGGCUAUUGAAACUCUCAAUAGGGGCACACCUGCGCUACAAAAAUUACAAGUCAAAGCACACCAAAGCCACCAAUUGUAUCGUGCUGGUCAAUGGAAUCCAGAAGUCACGAAAGGUCCGCCACCUCCCGAAAUGCCAGGUCUGGGAACAGCCAUGUUACCUCUGGCAAAUAAACCCACCCAGAGUCCGUCUCCUCCAAAGGACAAAGAGUCCCCACAAUCACCCGCUUCGAUGGGAAAGGGACCAGAACCGUCUUCGAGGGGUAUAAAGGAGGCCCACCUACGAACACCCUCUGAACGUUGGACUAUUAGUUCAGCUGAAUCGCAAGAUUUCAAUAUGCCCAUAUCUCCUCAAGAUCUAAUUGCUCAACAAAGUUUGAACACAAUGGCUUCGUUUGCGUCUAAUCCUGACACUGGCCGACCAUGUUCUCGUGCUCAAUCCUUUGACGACUUUUUACGACUCCAUCGGUUCCAAGACCAGGGUAUGCCUAGCCAGGCAAUGUCGGCUCCAACAGUCGUAUCCAACCUCCCGCAAAGUUCUCAACAACUUCUCCCUACAGGUAUCCAGUCCGUUACCGACCUUGUCGUAGAUCCAUGGGCAACUACUGAAAAUGCCCAUCCAGCUUCCCUCCAGCCUUCGUUCCAUGGUGACAACUUUUACUAUAACCAAGUUAUGGAAAGUUCCUCUGGUCCUGAUAAUUUCAGCUAUGAUCCGCGGGAUCAAAACCCCGUAUACGACAUUAUGUCAGACAAUGAUAUGUCGUGGCAAAUGUUUAUGAACGGGUUAGACAUGGAAACGGCUAAAGACGAAGAGAGACUUCCAGACCCAUUUGAAGUUGGGGAUGAUGAGGAGUUAUCAGACGAAGAGAUUACACCAGCUGCAGUCCCUCCCGUCAAUAGAGAGGUAGAGGCAGCACAAAGACCUCCUCUUGUAGAGCGCCAAAGUGAUACACCUUCUAAUCUAUAUCACAAUGUUCCACCGAUUCGGCCUAUCGGAGCAACACCUUCGCCUCCCCCAAAGGAUGACACUCCCAGAUAUCUAAUCGGAGGAGUACCGACAUUACUAUACCCUAAUCUUUUCCUUCCGAUUCCUGACUCGGAUCUCAACACCCUUAUAGUGGGUAUUUCGAUCGGAUACAGGCUUAGAAUAACCGUUCAUCAGAUGACCAAUAGUUGGCGAGCUACAGCUAAACUUGCGCGGCACAUGCUGCUUUCGACCAGUCCCACAGAGGUCGGAAAGAUUCUUGAUUUAUGGUCUCUUCGUUUAAACUCCCUGGCUCGUCUACGGCUGUAUAAUCAAGCUUCAGCCGAAUGCACGGCUCUGUUUCAUGCCAUGUCUGCGAUCAAUCCUCUUGAAUCUCGUGAACAUCUCUUACGAGAACUACUUCCAUUAGAUCUCGAGUUAUGUCGAGCAAGGCUGCGUUAUUGGGCCAACGAUCAUACGAAGUACGUGGAUGAGCUAAUGCAAAUCUUGAGAAGAUGUAAGGCUCAGGCCCAGAGGUAUAAUCAUCAGGAUGAAGAACGCACCCGGAAGUGGUUGGACAGAGCGGCGAGGGUUUCGGUAGUUUUGGCAUCACAGCUAGUCGAGAUGAAGUCCAUUGUUUCCUCUGCUCCUCCAGAGCUGAGGUCGACACUUGCCAUGAUAUACCUGCAAAUCGGCGAUUUUACCUCGGCUUCUCAUCAUUUCGACCUAUUGGAGAAAGAUGAAAAGGUGGAUAUAGAGCUUAAGAGGAGCGUCGACAUCCUGAGGCAAGCAUUCCUUGGAGAGUGGGGCAAUGCCAUCGAAUUGUUACAAGCUCGUCAGGAAAGUCCUGAGGGUGAAGAGAAUCCAAUCCAAAGGAUCACAGGCAUUGCUAUCCUUGAAGAUGCUUUCAAAACGGCACCUUCUAUUGCGGUCGUUGCAGAGGCCCUCAUCUUCAAUUUAGGUCU